Drosophila biarmipes is the source of this 2961-nucleotide messenger RNA. Its product is annotated as aminopeptidase N. Lineage: Eukaryota; Metazoa; Arthropoda; Insecta; Diptera; Drosophilidae. Gene Ontology annotation, molecular function: metalloaminopeptidase activity; peptide binding; zinc ion binding. The record is from RefSeq and is a predicted model, not a curated record. Gene Ontology annotation, cellular component: cytoplasm. The coding region runs from base 21 to 2900 and encodes 959 amino acids. Gene Ontology annotation, biological process: proteolysis; peptide catabolic process. The transcript has 5 exons.
GCCUUUCUGGAGCACCCAACAUGGCACGGUGGCUCCUGAACUCCUGCAUCCUUCUGCUGAUGGCAGUGGGCAGCCUGCAGGCGCGCCUGAUCCUGCCACAAUCCCUGGACGAUGGUCAGCUGGAGACCAAGGGAUCUGCGCUCUUCGCCGCUCCCCGCGUGGAUGACAAUAGUGAGGGCAACUACCGACUGCCGAACACCACGGAGCCGGAAUCUUACAAUGUGGAACUCUGGACCAACGUCCACUCUGGCGACACCCAGUUCAAUGGAACUGUUAACAUCGAUCUGCGGGUGGUGGAGCUGACCACGGAGAUAAAGGUGCACUACCGCCAGACGUCGAAUUUCGAGGCCUCCAUCAUCAGCCGGGAUGCGGCCACGCCCACCGCUAUCCCCCUCACCGUGACCCCCGAACUGACGCGGGAGUUCCUUGUGCUCACUGCGACCAGUGGCCAGUCCUUCGCAGCCGACACCAACUGGACCCUGACCAUCAAGUACAACGGCACCCACCGAUCAGACAUGGGUGGCUUCUACAUCUCCAGCUAUACGGAUGAUGAUGGCAAGCAGCACUUCCUGGCCACCACUCAGUUCGAGAGCACCAAUGCCCGUCACGCCUUUCCCUGCUAUGAUGAGCCUGCCCGCAGAGCCAACUUCACCAUCACCAUCCACCACGAUCCUUCCUACACUGCCAUCAGCAACAUGCCUGUGAAUGACGAUGCCAGCAGCUCUGGAGUCACCGUCUUCCAGACGACGCCCAAGAUGUCCACCUACCUGGUGGCCUUCAUUGUGUCCGACUUUGAGUCCACCACUGGAGAACUCAAUGGUCUGCGUCAGCGAGUCUUCUCCCGCAAGGGCAAGCAGGAUCAGCAGGAGUGGGCCCUCUGGUCGGGAUUGGUAGUGGAGUCCAGUCUGGCCGGCUACUUCGGAGUUCCCUUCGCCCUGCCCAAGCUGGAUCAGGCCGGCAUUCCGGACUUCUCGGCCGGCGCCAUGGAGAACUGGGGCCUGGCCACCUACCGGGAGCAGUACAUGUGGUGGAACAAGGAGAACUCGACCAUCAACCUGAAGACCAACAUCGCCAACAUCAUUGGACACGAGUACGCGCACAUGUGGUUCGGCGAUCUGGUGUCCGUGAAAUGGUGGACCUAUCUGUGGCUCAAGGAGGGCUUUGCCACCCUCUUCUCGUACGAGUCGAACGACAUCGCCUUCCCCGAGUGGAACACCUACCAGAUCUACCAUGUGAACGACUACAACAGCGCCCUGCUGAACGACGCCCUGGCCUCGGCCGUGCCCAUGACGCACUACGUCCAGACGCCCAACGAGAUCUCCAACCGGUACAACACCUUCUCGUACGCCAAGCCCGCCAGUGUUCUGUACAUGUUCAAGAACGCCUGGUCGGACAAGGUUUUCCGCAACGGGUUGAACAAGUACCUGACCAAGAAUAAAUACACCUCCUGCGACGAGUGGGACCUGUUCGCCUCCUUCCAGGAGUCUGCCAAUGAGUUGGGCCUCACGCUGCCCACCUCGGUGGACAACAUCUUCAGCAGCUGGUCCCACCAGGCCGGUUAUCCGCUGCUCACCGUGACCAGAAACUACCAGGCUGGCACCUUCACCAUCACCCAGAAGCGCUACGUGGCGGACAAGGCCGAUGCGAAUGUGGCCACCUGGUACGUGCCCAUCAACUUUGCCACUGCCUCCAAGCCCGACUAUCGCAACACGAGUGCCACGCACUAUUUGCUGAAUGUGACGGAGACCGUGUUCUCGGACGUUCAGAUUGCCAGCGAUGACUGGUUCCUGCUGAACUUGCAGAACUUCGGCUACUAUCGCACCAUUUACGACGUGCAGAACUAUGGACUCAUUGGCGACGUUUUGAAGUCCGCGCCCUGGAAGAUCCACCCUAGGAACAGGGCCCAACUGCUGUACGAUACGUACAUCUUUGUGAACACCGAACGCCUGAGCCACAGCAUCCUGUUGAACCUGCUGAGUUACCUGGAAAACGAGGAGCAGUAUGCCCCGUGGUCCACUGCCAACACCAUUCUCACCGUCUACGAUCGUUACUUGAGGGGCGAUGACUCCUACUACAACUUCCAGAGAUUCGUGCAGCAACAGAUCGAACCCAUCUUCGCUAAGAUCGGCGUGAACGAGAUUCCCGGCGAGCAUUACCUGAACAACUACCUGCGCAUCGUCCUGGUCAGCUUGGCCUGCCAGGUGGGAAGCAGUGACUGCUACACCCAGUCGGCCCAGAAGCUUUCCGAGUACCUCAACAACGGCACUGCCAUCGAGGCCACUCUGAGGACCCAGGCCUACUGCGCCGGUCUGCGUUCCACCACCAAUGCCAUCUACAGCAGAGUCCAGUCCGAUCUUCUGGGAUCCUCCGACUCCACCGACCGCAGUCUCUUCAUCUCCUCGCUGGGCUGCUCGGGACAAACUAGCCAGCUGCUGGAUUUCCUGGGGCUUUCCCUGGACGCCACCAAUAGCCUGAGCUACUCGGAGCGCACUUCGCUGCUCAAUGCGGCCUACUCCCGCAGCGAGAUCGGUCUCACUGCCAGCUUGGAGUUCCUGGAGUCCAACUGGGAGGCAUAUGCCAAGCUGUCGGAGACUGCCAAGCCCCUGGAUGCGGCCCUGCGUGGCAUUGCCACCUACGUGGUCAGCGAGAAGCAGAAGACAAGGCUCAACGCCCUGGUGGAUGUUGUGCAAGCGGGUGGACCCACUUAUCUCAACGAUGACCUGAGCAGCACUAUUGACAGCCGGAUUACGGCCAACUUCGCUUGGUUGGACGUCAACCGCGAUCCCGUGCUCAACUGGAUCGCCGACUCCUUCUCGCAGAGCAGUGGUCCCUCUGUGACCUCUUCCAUCUCCACGAUCCUGGUCAGCGCGAUGGCCCUGCUGCUCUUCAGGCUAUUUUAGGCUAAGUCAUGUGGUCAAGUAUUAAGCAUAAAUUCGGAAAAUAAACAUGAGUCAACAUUAA